Mirounga angustirostris (Northern elephant seal) is the source of this 1449-nucleotide messenger RNA. RefSeq names its product pre-mRNA-splicing regulator WTAP-like. The record is from RefSeq and is a predicted model, not a curated record. The transcript has 2 exons. The coding region runs from base 173 to 685 and encodes 170 amino acids. Gene Ontology annotation, cellular component: nucleus. Lineage: Eukaryota; Metazoa; Chordata; Mammalia; Carnivora; Phocidae. Gene Ontology annotation, biological process: regulation of alternative mRNA splicing, via spliceosome.
UUUGUGGCAGCGAGACCUGCAAAUAAAGGGGAGCGACGGGGCUGCGGCGGUAGGAGGAGCGCGGGGGCUGGGGGUAGUGAGGUCUGGAGGUCUGGGCGGCGAGCGGGCAGUGGGGCCUUGGCCUAUGUGACUGGGCGGCGCCGGCGCGGCCUCCGUCUGGAGAGGAUUCAAGAUGACCAACGAGGAACCUCUUCCCAAAAAGGUUCGGCUGAGUGAAACAGACUUCAAAGUUAUGGCAUGGGAUGAGUUAAUUCUAAGAUGGAAACAGUAUGAAGCAUAUGUCCAAGCUUUGGAGGGCAAGUACACAGAUCUUAAUUCUAAUGAUGUAACUGGGUUAAGGGAGUCUGAAGAAAAACUAAAGCAACAACAGCAAGAGUCUGCUCGCAGGGAAAACAUCCUUGUAAUGCGACUAGCAACCAAGGAGCAAGAGAUGCAAGAGUGUACUACUCAAAUCCAGUACCUCAAGCAAGUCCAGCAGCCUAGCGUUGCCCAACUGAGAUCAACAAUGGUAGACCCAGCGAUCAACUUGUUUUUCCUAAAAAUGAAAGGUGAACUGGAACAGACUAAAGACAAACUGGAACAAGCCCAAAAUGAACUGAGUGCCUGGAAGUUUACGCCUGAUAGAGGCCUGAUGGCAUCGGACUAUUCCAAAGAAGUGGCCACCUCCGAAAAAUUCCCCUUCUAGAACAUGUAGACACUUGAGAAAUGUUUCUGUUUGAAGAAAAUAGAGGGAGAAACAGAAGUUUUAAGUCUGUGGCACACUGUGUCUUCAGACAGUUUGGAGGAAUGAAAACCUAGAGAUUUAAAAUCAUGAAUUGAACAUGUAAAAUUCCAGUAAAAUGUAAAAAUGGAAUAUGCAUCGCUCUUAACCUUGAGCAUAGUGACUUAGAGACACUGUAUAUCAGUUUUGCCAAUAAGACUGUGGACUUCGUGAUUGUUGUUGAACUUCUGGGUCAAAACUCAAAUGAGGUGAAUUUUGCCUUUAAAGAGUUUAUUUGCUAAGAACCAAUUUAAUAAUAGUCACGAGAGAAUCAAAUAAUAGAUGUCAGUACAAGUAGUUCAUAUAUUUAACCAUUUAGUUUGGGGCUCUAUAUCACUUGAUUGAGCCUUAAAUCAAUGUGGUUUUAAUCAAUGGUUUGUUCUUUGAAUGGUUGCUAAUGCUGUAGAUAAUCUUAUUGAGGACUGUACAAACAAAAAGGUGUGGUAUCAAACUUCAGGUUGAAAAUGUUUGAAGCAUUAUAAACAUUCAUUUCACUACUAGAUUGUAUAAGGAUAUUGGCUGUGAUGAGACUCACUGCAUUAUUUUUUUUAGUAGUGAAAUUAAAUCCUCAUUCCAUUCAACAGGCACAUGUUGAAAGAGCAUUGUCGUUGGUGUUAAUGGGGGAAUGUGUUUCCUUCAUUGUAUUUGGGCCUUUUGUAUUGCACUCUUGAUAUUAAAUUAAAUGUGCC